AUGACUUCCAGCGCCGCCGCAAAGCAACCUAUCCACCCGUCUUUCAUCUCCAAACUCGAUUUGGAGUACGUCAAGUUCCAUAAUGAGCAGCUGGCCAACUUGACGCCACCCCAUACGCUGCCUUGGGAUCCUUCGAUCCGCAACAUGGCCGCGGUACCGGGCGGAUGGACGCUGGGAAAUAUAGGCAGCGAAGCAACGUUCUGCACCCAUAUGUGCGUUCACGCGAACUGCGUUGUGAUAUCCGUGGACUACCGUCUAGCACCGGAAAAUCUUUACCCAACAGCUGUCGAGGACGCCAUCGACACCCUUCAUUGGAUAGUCGCGAACGCCCAACGUGAUUUGGUAACCAAUCCAAAUAAAAUCGCUGUCGGCGGGUCUUCUAGCGGAGGCAAUCUCGCCACCGUCCUCGCACUCAAAACUGUUGAGCAAGAUCUUCCCAGCGUCUUCAUGUUCCAGCUUCUAGUCGUUCCGGUGACCGACAACACCGCGUCGAUCGAGACAUCAUGGAAGGGGAACCAGCUGACGCCGUGGUUGUCUCCUGACAGGAUGAUGUGGUUUCGGCGGAACUACCUCCCUAACGAGGCGGAUUGGAGGAAGUGGGACGCGUCGCCGAUCUUUGCGCCAGACAAUCUCGUCGCGCGGCUUCCAAAGGCAUGGAUUGCCGUCGCGGAGCUGGACAUUUUGCGUGAUGAAGGUAUUCAAUAUGGUGAGAGGAUGAGGAAGGCGGGCGUUGAAGUUGAGAUUGAAGUGUAUAAGGGUGCUCCGCAUCCGAUCAUGGCUAUGGAUGGUGAGUUCUAG
Messenger RNA from Cyclocybe aegerita, 798 nucleotides. NCBI's taxonomy places the organism in Eukaryota, Fungi, Basidiomycota, Agaricomycetes, Agaricales, Hemipholiotaceae. The record is from the annotation of a GenBank genome assembly.